Messenger RNA from Cyclocybe aegerita, 696 nucleotides. The record is from the annotation of a GenBank genome assembly. NCBI's taxonomy places the organism in Eukaryota, Fungi, Basidiomycota, Agaricomycetes, Agaricales, Hemipholiotaceae.
AUGACGCGGUUCUUCCACUAUACACCCACGCGCAACGCUGCAACUCAGCGCAAAUACCCUAUCAAUGCACAAAUACCCCAUCACAUUGUAAUACUAGAAGAUGCGGACGGAACGCACCACCACGCGCAGAAGGUCAGCAAGAUUCUUGAAACUAUCGACACGAAAACGCACCUGAUCCGGCUCAUCUCACACGAGCCUCCUAUUGUGCGCAUAUAUUCAAUAUUGGAGGACAAGAUGGCGAAGUUGGAGAGGAAGGCAGAGAAAAAAGCACUGGAGCGCAAAGGGAAGAUCAUUACGAAGGAGAUGAAGUUGACCUGGUUGACGGCAGAUGCUGACUUUGAGCACAAGAUCCAGAAGGUGAAGGAGGAAUUGGAGAAGGGUUUUGUACGAGUCGACGUCAAGUUCGUGCCGAAGAGGGGGGUGCGCGCACCCACAUCACCGGAAAUGCACGAACACAUGCAGAAAGUCGCCGAUAUGCUGCAGGACGUGAGCAAUGAGUGGAAAGAACGGUCAAUUUUCAAGGGAGAAGCGACUCUACACCUUCAGAGCACAGUGAAGAAAGCUCUGGAAUUGCCGUCGAAAGAGGAGCUCGAGACUCUUGCGAAGAAACGGUUAGAAAAGCGGGAACGGGUGCUGCAUCGUAUGGACAAGGAGAAACCUCAACGGAAACCAGAGGGCUUAGGAGACCUGAGUUGA